This is a messenger RNA of Suillus subaureus, 700 nucleotides long. RefSeq lists its product as uncharacterized. The record is from RefSeq and is a predicted model, not a curated record. The transcript has 3 exons. The coding region runs from base 102 to 497 and encodes 131 amino acids. NCBI's taxonomy places the organism in Eukaryota, Fungi, Basidiomycota, Agaricomycetes, Boletales, Suillaceae.
GUGCUUAGUGCAGCUCUGUGUCUCCCACCUUGAACCCGUGCAAGAGCGGCAGAACAAGGAUCGCACCUGUGCUCAUAUCACUCCAAACUACUUUUUCGUGAAUGACAGAACUUGAAAGGUCUGUAGAGGCGCUCAAAGCUGCCGUCAAACAAAGCGGAAUCGACAAGCGCGUUGGCGACGUUGUCGGCCAGUUUACUUCGUACCUUAUUCUUUUGAAAUCGUCGUCUCCUUCUUCACAAUCAAUAUCAAAACUUCGUUCUAUCCUCCGUCGACCUCUAGUUCCCUUGUAUGCUGCCGUUCCUGGACCUGCGCUCCAGCUUUCCUCUGCUGUACUUCGCAAAGUAAUCGAUGACAAACUAAGAAACGCUCUGAAUGCUCAAAAUUUACAACUAAGCACCUGGUGGAAUGAGGUUGCGGUUGCGCUUUUAUCAGGUGUCCUGGAUUUUCUUGACAAACACAGUGAUGGUACGAUUAGAUUCGGAGGUUCUUUCUUCUAAGUAUCUGUCUAAGCCCCGAAUUUGGUAGAUAUGACCAAGGAAACCAUUGCAUCAGCAUUUUAUCCGACUAUAUGCACACUCUUCUUUUACCAGGACGCCUCCUUGACACUUUUACCACGAACACAAAGGACUGUGAGUACUUACCACUUGAUAGCAGUUUGACAGCAGCAUAUAUGCGCUCAUUUCUCAUGUAAUUUACGACG